Molecule: messenger RNA, 291 nt
Organism: Aureobasidium uvarum
Lineage: Eukaryota; Fungi; Ascomycota; Dothideomycetes; Dothideales; Saccotheciaceae
Source: the annotation of a GenBank genome assembly
AUGGCUACUGCUCUCGCCCUCGGUUUUGGAAUCGCCGCUACUGCCUUCUUCCGCUACCGUGGUGGCACCAGCGCUGUAGGCAAGGCCUUUUACAAGGGCGGCUUUGAGCAAAAGAUGACCAGAAAGGAAGCCGCUCUGAUCCUCGAGACCACAGAACGCGGCCUCACUCGCGACAUUAUCCGCAAGAAGCACCGUCAACUCAUGCUCUUGAACCACCCCGAUCGCGGCGGCAGCCCUUACCUCGCCACAAAAGUCAACGAAGCAAAAGAACUGCUGGAGAAGACGACGUAA